GGCAACAUGGGGAAGGCGGAAGUGGGGCCUUGGCUCGGCGGCUGGAGCGUUUCGGCCGAAGGAAGGGAGGCGGCUGGGCGACCGCGCUGCUGAGCCUCCGCAUGACAUGCCCUUUUUCCGAGGCGUUCAUUGUCACGCCGCCCCCCCCUUUUCUUUCCCAACCCCGGGCAUACCGAAGGACACUCCCACCCCCCCACCUCCAGAAAAGCCGUUAUCGGGGAAGGGCGGCCUGGCAGAGCCCCCAGCGGAACGGGUCCGGUUUACCUCGGCAGGAGCUGAUUCCGUGUCUUCGGCAGAAUCAAACUCUUGCCCGACACCCACUUCCCCGUCCCCACCACCCCGCUCGCGUUGUUAAGAGGUGUAGGUUGCUUUGCCAGCAGGAUUUGCCGGAGAGGAUGCAGAGGAAUCUCAACGGGUGUUAGGCAGGGCAAGUGCCAAAUUGUACGGGUGUGGGUGGGGAGAGGUUUUUUUGUUUUUAUUUAAAGCCCGUUAGUCUCCGGUCGGCCUUGGGUGGGAGUGAAAAUCCGGUGGGUAGAGGAUAAAAUCAAAUAUAUAUUGUCUGGAAGUAUGGAAGAGCAGAACUAUCUCUAGGAUUACAGAGGUAUGCUGGAAAUUAACAUUUGGAGAAAAGAAUCUGAAGGGACGGUCAGCUAGGUUAGGGAACCUGGCCCUUUUUGUUUAAUGCUGCUGAAUGAAUAAGAAUCUCAAAAAUGAGAGUUGCUUAGUUCUCUGAAAGGCUCUGUCAGGCUUCCCCGUUGUGAAAAAUACCUUCUGACCCAGUAUUUUAUUUCUGUGGCUAUUGUUACCCAAAAUUUCUCCCCCACCCCUUUGUUACUAUGUUGUCAGAGCAAGCUCAAAAGUGGUUCCCAACUCAUGUGCAGGUCACAGUCCUUCAGGCCAAAGGUCUCAAGCCAAAGGGCAAAAGUGGCACUAAUGAUACAUACACUAUCAUACAAUUGGGGAAAGAGAAAUACUCCACUUCGGUGGCAGAGAAGACCCUUGAUCCAAUAUGGAAAGAAGAAGCUUCGUUUGAGCUGCCUGGAUUGCUGAUGGAAGGGAACUCUGAAAAAUACGUUCUCUACCUGAUAGUCAUGCACAGGUCUCUUGUUGGCCUUGAUAAGUUUCUGGGACAAGUGGCAAUUAAUCUAAAUGAUAUCUUUGAAGACAAACUGAGAAGGAAAACAGAAUGGUUUACUCUCGAGUCCAAGCAAGGAAAACGAACUAAAGACAGAGGCGAGAUAAAAGUCAACAUUCAAUUUAUGAGAAACAACAUGACAGCAAGCAUGUUUGACUUGUCAGUUAAGGACAAAACCAAAUCUCCUUUUGCUAAAUUAAAGGACAAAAUGAAGGGUCGUAAGACGGAUGGAACAUUUUUGGAUACAUCUUCAGCAAUCAUUCCAAGUACUAAUACUCCAGAAACUAACACUAUAACAUCCCUCAAUGAAUUGCAGUUAAAAUCAAAGCCAAAAAAGCCUUUUCUUUUGGGACCUCAACGACUCUCUUUGGCUCACUCAAUGUCUGAUCUAACAGGACCUCAGAUAAUUUCAGAUAAAAUUAAAUCGGAAACAAUUGGCAACUCUUACCUCUUCAGACGUCAGCUUGAGUCUGUUGGUUCUGAGGAUGAAGGUGGAAAUCUAAAGUCUCCACAGAGACGGACAUUAAGUGCAGAUACCACUAAAAUGAGUCAACUGGACAACACAGGUGAUGACAGUGACUCGGCUUUUAUAGCUCAAGAUCCUUUUAUAAAUGUGAGCGCUUCAUUGCCUCAAAAGUUUGCCACAUUGCCAAGACAGAAGAAUCCAUUUGAAGAAAACCCUUUAUCAUGGGGACACAAUGUGGGCUUAUUUUCAAAAUCAGCUGAAAUAAAAAAAGAGAAUAAGAAAGAGAAAAAGGAGAAGGUUAGUCUCUUUGAAAGAGUGACUGGAAAGAAAGAAGGCAAACGAUCAGAUAGACUUAGUAACGGGGGAUCAGAAGGCUCCUCUGAUUUGAAAUCACCCAGUCCUUUUGCUGAAAGUCAUCAGGACAGCUUUGAUUUUGAUUCCACUAAUCCCUUUACUACAAACUUCAAGCCAAAAAAUAUGCUGCUAUCUAGUCUUAAUGUGAAUUCUGAAAACUCUGAAGAAUUUCAAAAAACAAUGGAUGGAAAUCCUUUUGAUGCUGCAACAGGAUAUCGUAAUCUUACAUAUGAAGAGGUCUUACAGGAGUUGAUGAAACACAAAGAACAACUGAAGAAAAAAGAUACCCACAUUCGUGAACUUGAGGAUUAUAUUGACAAUCUUUUAGUACGAGUAAUGGAAGAAACUCCAAGUAUUCUACGAGUGCCAUAUGAACCCUCUCGGCGAGCUGGCAAAUUUUCAAAAACCUAAGCUAAUGCCAACACUCCUUGGUAUUAAUUAAGAGGGUGGAUUGCUUAGUCCAGUGUUUUGAUAUUGUAAAUUUCAUAUUCAUGUUUUGUCCUAAAAGCAUUUGACUCCAAAUUUAAGUUAGUAUUAGUUUUUGAAUCUGUAUAUAAACUCCAGGUUUUACAAGAUAGAUGUAAACUCCUUUUACUGCAGAACAUUCCUUUACCUUGAACAUGUACUUACAGGUAUGCUUUAUUUUCAAAAUAUUAUGGUUAGUUUGGAUAAUUGUGUACAAUAGUCAUCUAAUAUACAUACUUGAAUAUUUAUUUUGCACUUCAUUCAAACACUUUGGGAUUUUGCAGCAUGCUUCCAGAAUGAAUGUGCAUAGUCAGAAUGUGUUUUGCAGCUCUUAAUAUGAAGGAAAAUGUGAUGUACUUUAGGAAUCACUAUUAAAUGAGGCAAUAAUACAUUUUUGCCUGAGGGGAUGAAGUAGAGCUUAUAUUACAUUUGUGCUCUUGAAGAAAUGUGAGCUUUUCAAAUGGCAAAUUCCAUAAUCUAUAUGGAUGGAACAGAGCUUAAUAUAUAUGAAGGUACAGCAUGCCAUUGGUUUAGGCACACAGAUGUAUAUUUUAAACAAGAGAAAUAAAACAGAAGAAACUAGUGGAUAAUACCUCAUUUGUUUAGACUAUAAGAAGCAUGGAGAGAAAAGCUGACAGGAACUUUCUAAAUAUUAAUAUGUCAGCCAGCGUAUACAUGUGUGUUUAGGGGUUUGCCUGUAUACACAUAUGCAUCAUUUGGAUUCUGCAAUAUUUGAGACGAGAUUGAGAUUAACUUGCUUGUUUUCUCCAAUAUAGGAAAUUAUUUUUUAAAAUUGAUUGCAAUUAUUUCAGUACUGUAUUCUGUGUCAGAGUCAAAUAUUGUCCUCUAUUAAAGAGUGAUGGACAUAGUGACUCAGCAUGUCUCUGACUAAAUAAAUUUAUGUGCAUUGUUGUGCAACUAUUUCAUAGUGGUAAAUGCAAUUCUAAUGGAAAAUAUUGCCAUACAGAAAAUAUUGUUUACUAUAUUGUAAUCCUUUAUUUUACAAAAAUUCAGGCAGAAUGAUUGCUAGUAUGAAGUGCAAAUAGGCUUAGACAUAAGGAGUAUGCAGUGUUGGGAAGAAUGAAAUGAUGUUUUUCUUCAAUUUUCUUCUUGAUUGUGUAAUGCACAUUUUUUCAUGGACAAACAUAUAAGCAUUUCUAUGGAGAAAAAUGGAAAAUAUUUUUCCUUUUUCAGAGUAAUAAUAAGUUUAAUUCAGAAAGUUUUGUUUUUGAUUAUGUAUUAUUGAUUAAAACCCUUUUGUAACUAAAAUAGCUUAAUGUAUUAUCAGAAAGAGCAACAAUUCCUUGUAUUUUUAAAUUUUCUUAACCACAUUAAGCAGCAUAUUGUGCCAUGAACAGAGAUCCCAUUUGGAUUAUUAGACUUUGGUUUAUUUUGGGAGAUAGUUUGCAUACAUUUUUCCUCUAUAAUUCAAAUAAAGUACAAAUUCUAAGC
Pseudonaja textilis is the source of this 3872-nucleotide messenger RNA. RefSeq names its product RAB11 family interacting protein 2 (gene RAB11FIP2). The record is from RefSeq and is a predicted model, not a curated record. Gene Ontology annotation, biological process: regulated exocytosis. Gene Ontology annotation, molecular function: small GTPase binding. Gene Ontology annotation, cellular component: endosome; phagocytic cup. NCBI's taxonomy places the organism in Eukaryota, Metazoa, Chordata, Lepidosauria, Squamata, Elapidae.